AUGACCAACCCCACCCCCAACUCCAAACACCUCCCAGACCUCGUCCCCUCCCUCGAAGACUGCAUCCGCCACCGCCACUCCAUCCGCUUCUACAAACCGGACCCCGUCCCCCAAGACCUCCUAUACGAAUGCCUCUCCCUCGCCCAGCUCGCCCCCUCCAACUCCAACAUCCAAAACUGGCGCCUCACCCUCGCCUCAGGCCCCGCCCGCGACCGCAUCGUCUCCGCCCUGCAACAAGCCUCCCAGGCUCAUGGACCCAACGUCCCGCCGCUGCCGGAGCAGUUCAAACACUUUCGCUCGGAGUUUGGACAUCUCUUGUAUGGCGAGCAGGGGUAUAAUAUCCCGCGCUCCGCGAAGGAGGAACAUAAAGCUGCCACGUUGCGGAAUUAUGAGUUUUUCGGGGCGCCUGUCGCUGGGGUUAUUGCUAUGGAUUCGUCUUUAACGGUUGUUGAUGCUAUGAGCGUGGGGAUGUUCGUGCAGACGUUCAUGCUCGCGCUGACGGAGAGGGGGUUGGGAAGCUGUUUGCAGGUCAGCGUGACGGGAUAUCCGGAGGUGUUGAGGGAGGGGUUUGGAUUACCUGAGGAUCAAGCGAUUUUGUGUGGGAUUGCGGUGGGUUGGCCGGCGGAGCAUAAUCGGGUUAAUGAGAUAGUUGUGCCGCGGGAGGAGGUGGGAAGGGUGGUGACGAUGUUGAAUGAUUGA
Molecule: messenger RNA, 699 nt
Organism: Zasmidium cellare ATCC 36951
Lineage: Eukaryota; Fungi; Ascomycota; Dothideomycetes; Mycosphaerellales; Mycosphaerellaceae
Exons: 1
Coding region: 1-699 (232 amino acids)
Molecular function (GO): oxidoreductase activity
Source: RefSeq, a predicted model, not a curated record